AUUAUUAUUAUUAUUAUUAUUUACUUAAUUUUUCCUUUCAGUUCAAAGUCUAAUAGAUAUAUAAAAACAGAUUUCAAUUUCAGUUAUGGUUUCCAACUUUUAACAGAGUAACUCUAUCAAAUGUUUAUACUCCCAUUUGAUUUGGUUAUAGGUAAAAUCUUAUUUAUUAUUUUUGCUGUUGUAUAGCACCCCAAAUUUUUCAUCUAAAUCAAAAAACACUUUUAUUUCCUCUUCUAGUAUAUGUAUUAAUGAAUAAAUCACGUAUAAUGUUUAUAAUAAAUCAAUUUAUUUUUAAUAUCUUUAUGAUUAUAAUUGCCUUCAAUUUGUAUGGGUAAAAUCCACUAGUGUUUUGAAAAGUAUCGUCAAACAUCCCAGCCGCAAUACUUAAUCACCACAAACGCGGUUGUUCAGAAUUUUCAACAAAUAUGAUAUCAAAUCAUGUCCUUUCAACAGGUAUUACUUGACCUUAGACUAGACAAUUAGAACAAAGCAAUGUCACAUAAGAGCAAGUCAUCUACUCCAGCAGUGGUGAAUGAUAGUCAUCCAGCGUUGAGUUUGAAAUUGGGGCCAGGAUUUCUGGAUCAAAUUCAAUCAUUAAUCAAAUUACAUCCUAUAAUCUUACAAAAUCAAGAAUCAGAUAAAUAUGAAACUCCAGAAUUAGUAAGUUUAAGAACUAGUUAUAAGUAUAUCUACGUUAUAAAUUGGUUAUACAAUUGUCGUGGAUUCAUAAAAUUACAAUCAGAAUACUUUGAUGUUGAUAUUUUCGAAUUGGAACUUUUGAAUUACUUUCCUAUUGUUAAUUCUUCAAGUUAUGAUCAAGAUAGUACUAGUAAAGAUAAUCAAUUGUUCAUUCAGAAAUUGAAAUUGAACUUGAUUUCAAGCUUACAGAAUUCAAAAUUAUCCUCCCUUAAUAAUUUUGAAAAGAUUUUUAAACUAUGGUUUGGAAAUCAAACUCCAUUAGGUGGAGCUGAUGAAGAAGAUGAUGAUGACGUAGAAGAUCAAGAAGGUAAAGUUCAUAUUGUUCAUGAUGAAGAACAUGAAAUCAAAUUCGAUGAAUUAAACAUAUCAGAUAAGUUUGAAAUCCUCUUUAUAUUAAUAUCUACUAUUUCUAACUAUACUAAAUUUAGAGAUUGGAUUGAUAAAAAUAAUCUUACAGUUGAUGGACUUCGACUCAAUGCUAUCUAUAGUCAUCCAUUACAUUCAAAUGGAUCUGAAGAUUAUUUCUUAUUAUUUGAAAAUAACAGCUUGUAUAAGAGAACCAUUCGUUAUAAUUCAUUAGUUAUUCCAAAAAAGAGAAAAUUAUCUCCUGAAGAUCCCAAUGCAACGUUUAAACCAAGUCAAUUCGAUAUUGAAGUUAAAGAUGUUAAGUUUGAAUUAUUAUUUAAGAACAUUUAUGAAUACAAUACUUAUAUUAAAUCAUUAUCCAAUAAAAAAUUAAAACCACUUAUAACAAAAUCAACCAUAAUUGAAACUAUGCUUGGAAAUGAAAUUAAAAAGAGAAGAUAUCUCGCUAAUAAAAAGAAAGAAGUUCAAUUACUUUCAUUAUUAUCAACUCGUAAGAGAUCAUUAAGAUUAGAAAUUAAAGAAAAGCAAAAACAAGAAGAAUUUGAAAAACAAAAAUUACAAGAAGAAUAUGAAUUAAAAUUAGCUGCUCAAAAGAGAUUAGAAAGAAGAAGAACAAGAUUAACUGAAACUAUCAUUAAUGGUGAUGGUCAAGAAUUAACUGAUUAUGGUCAUGGAUAUUCAAGAGAUGAAAGAUUGAAAUUGAGAAGAGUUGGGACUCCGGUUUUUACUCCAACUCCUGAAGUACCUGAUGAAGUAAUUGAAGUUGAAGAUGAAGUCAAGGACGAAGUCAAAGAUGAGAGUAAAGAAGAAGACGUUAAAGUUGAUGAAGAAGCUGUUGAAGUGAUCGUGGAAGAAGUUGUUGAAAACAACGACAACGAACCUAUAGUGGAGAACUUUGUUUCCGAAGAUGAAAAGGAAGAAGUCGAUACCAAAGUUGAAGAAGCAGUUAUCGAGAUUGAUUAAUGGACUUUUAUAAAAUUACAUUUCUGCAU
Messenger RNA from Scheffersomyces coipomensis, 2057 nucleotides. RefSeq lists its product as uncharacterized. The record is from RefSeq and is a predicted model, not a curated record. The transcript has a single exon. NCBI's taxonomy places the organism in Eukaryota, Fungi, Ascomycota, Pichiomycetes, Serinales, Debaryomycetaceae. The coding region runs from base 493 to 2028 and encodes 511 amino acids.